This is a messenger RNA of Saccharomyces eubayanus, 264 nucleotides long. It is a transcript of the gene TIM8, whose product is annotated as protein transporter TIM8. The coding region runs from base 1 to 264 and encodes 87 amino acids. NCBI's taxonomy places the organism in Eukaryota, Fungi, Ascomycota, Saccharomycetes, Saccharomycetales, Saccharomycetaceae. The transcript has a single exon. The record is from RefSeq and is a predicted model, not a curated record.
AUGUCUUCAUUAUCAACAUCCGAUUUGGCUUCUCUUGACGAUACCUCUAAAAAGGAAAUUGCCACUUUCCUAGAGGGUGAGAACUCUAAGCAAAAAGUUCAAAUGUCCAUCCAUCAAUUCACUAAUACCUGUUUUAAGAAAUGCGUUGGCUCUGUCAAUAAUCCAGAUUUAAGUUCUCAAGAAGAACAGUGUCUGGCUAACUGUGUGAACAGGUUUUUAGAUACCAAUAUCAGGAUCGUCAAUGGGUUGCAAAACACCCGUUAA